CUGAUGUAAACAGGAAGAGUUUGAGACAAAUUAGUGUAGAGAUUUUCAGCUGACUAGCGCACUAGCUAAUGGAGUUUGUCGCUAGAAUUAAACACAAGGGGCCUUAACAACCCGUGGUAUCAGCUAUACAUGUGAACAAGAUGGACGACAUCAAUUUACACUACAGGAUCCUGAACUGGAGGCGACGGAUUCGAGAAAUAAGGGAAGUACGUGCCGUGCGUUACCAGGAGCGCUACAAACGCAUGGUGAAGGACGGAGACACUUUGAGUUACCAAGGGAACUCUGAUGAAGUUGGCUGCUAUGUGGCUCCGCGACCUUUAUCAAAGGGAAACUGUUACUUUGAGGUGACCAUAAUGGACACGGGGGUCAGAGGGACCAUCGCCGUGGGUCUGGUUCCUCAGUUCUACAAGCUGGAUCAUCAGCCCGGCUGGCUGCCUCACUCCAUCGCGUACCAUGCUGACGAUGGGAAACUGUAUAACGGCAACCCCGUCGGCCAGCAGUUCGGCCCCAAGUGUAACCGUGGCGAUCGGAUAGGCUGCGGGAUCUACGCAGACACUUUCAACGCCGGACUCACCACCGUGUUUUUCACCAAGAACGGCAAAGAGGUGGGUUCGGUGGUGGUGCCGGUGGCUCCAGGCGGCCUUUUCCCUGCCAUCGGUAUGCACUCUCUGGGGGAGGAGGUGCGUCUGAACCUGCAGGCCGAGUGGGGCACGGACGAAGAGGACAGCAUCAUGAUGGUGGACAGCCACGAGGACGAAUGGGGACGACUGUAUGACAUCCGAGUCUGCGGAACGCUGCUGGAGUAUGUAGGAAAGGGAAAGAGCAUCAUGGACGUUGGACUUGCUCAAGCUCGCCAGCCUCUCUGUACACGGAGCCACUACUUCGAGGUAGAGAUCGUGGACCCUGGAGAGAAGUGCUACAUUGCACUGGGCCUCGCUCGAAGAGACUACCCUAAGAACAGACAUCCAGGCUGGAGUCGUGGCUCAGUAGCGUAUCACGCAGAUGAUGGGAAGAUCUUCCACGGCAGCGGGGUUGGAGAUCCGUUCGGUCCACGCUGCUUUGAAGGGGACAUCAUGGGGUGUGGAAUCAUGUUCCCUCGUGAUUACGAAGACGAGGUCGAUGAAGGAGAGGACCUAGCCGAGAAUCCCAAAGAAAACCACAUUCAGAACGUACUGUACCAAAACGACGAGGACGAGGAGGACGAAGGAGACGACGCCGAGCAAGAGCAGGAAGGCAGAAAGGUUAUGGUGUUCUUCACCCGCAACGGGAAGAUCAUCGGGAGGAGAGAGGUGGUGGUGCCGGCCGGGGGAUUCUACCCUACCGUGGGCAUGCUGAGCAGUGGCGAGAAGGUGAAAGUGGACCUCCACCCUCUCAGCGGCUGAGAGACGGAGACGGAAACUACAUCCAAUCAACAGUUCAUCUGUUCAACUGUGAGCCUGUAGCAUCAUGAACGGUCGAAAAGGGAAUCAGGGAACAUCGUGUCUACAAACUGAUAUAUUUUUGUAUUAUUUAUGGGUGUGUACACUGUGGAAGUAGGUUUUUUUUUUCAUAUUCAUUGCCAUGGAACCAAAAACAGAGCAUGAUUUUCACUCAGGCUGGAAUAACGAUGCAUAUCUUAGUAUCUUUAGGUCGUUCUGUCAUUCAGGGGCCGAGAUGUAUUCUGAAUUCUCUUUAUACGCAUUCGCCGAUGGUUCCGUGUGUAUCCAUUUGGAGCAGCAGUAUUCAGAGUUGAGCUGUGUGUCUGUGUGUGUCUGUGGGGAGUGUGUGUGUGGGGAGUGUGUGUGUGUGUGUGUGGGGAGUGUGUGUGUGUGUGUGUGGGGAGUGUGUGUGUGUGUGUGUGGGGAGUGUGUGUGUGUGUGGGGAGUGUGUGUGUGUGUGUGGGGAGUGUGUGUGUGUGUGUGGGGAGUGUGUGUGUGUGUGGGGAGUGUGUGUGUGUGUGGGGAGUGUGUGUGUGUGUGGGGAGUGUGUGUGUGUGGGGAGUGUGUGUGUGGGGAGUGUGUGUGUGGGGAGUGUGUGGUAAGAAAUGAAUAUGGAAUCUGUGUACACUCAGAUAGGGACAUGGACUUAAGGGCUACUCAGACGGUUACAGUAUUCUGUAUUAGCAGCUAUUCACACUUUGUACUCCAGUUUUUCUUUUUGUCAGUAAUUUCAUAUUGGCAAUAAUUUAUCCAUACUUUUGAGUGAGAUAUAAAAAAAAGGAACCUGCAGAAUGUCAAUUGACGCUAAUAUUCAGUGUCUAAAUAUAUGACCUCGUAAAAUGACUCCUAAUUACAGAUCGAUUCCCAAAUACUUCUCAGAUCGAUUCCCAAAUACUUCUCAAAUCGAUUCCCAAAUACUUCUCAAAUCGAUUCCCAAAUACUUCUCAAAUCAGGGGUGGACAAUUUAGAAAUCAUAUAUUUAUUAGAUAGGAAGUCAAAUCUCUGAAAGUGCUUAUCAAUUUAAAUAGAUAAGGCUAAAAAGUAGCAAGCCAGGUCAGCUAGAGAAGUGGAUUAAUACAGAGGCAAACGAGUGGGAAAUUCUCCGCUUAGAGAAUCAUGGCACAUUGGUUGGAAAAAAGAAAGAAAGAAAAAAAAAAAAAAGUCACACUUUUUUUCACACCAUACAAAGAAAUAUUAUUCAGGUCUGGUUAUAAUCGAAAUUUGUUUGAUUGAUUGCACUUAUUUUUUUUUUUGCUCAGUUGAGAAACGCUUAAAAGCUGUGUAGCUUGUAAACCCAGCUAGUUUAACACAAACUAAUCCACUAACUCAAAAAGAAAAAUAUUCUAUCUAAUAUUGUAUCUUACUUUGCCUCGGUUUUAUCAGACCUUCAUGCAUCUGAUUCAGAAAAGGUCCAAGCUACUGUUUAGUCCACCCCUGGUUAUUAUUUUUAUAUUAUUUCACUCUAGAUAAACGUACGUCUCGGCCGGUACUCCUCCAUCUCAAGCCAUCUCUAAUGCAUACAGUCAGGGAUCCAAGCCAUUCUUCUUCCUCUCUACUUUCAUGAACAGAAGAGAUAUUUAACGGCUGUUGAUCUGCGAUGCAGAACGAAUGCUGAAGAGCGAGGUGGAGAAGGACAGCUUGUGAACGUGAUCGUCGUGACAAUCAACAAUACCUUCAGCUUCUAUUAGAUCCUAUACAUCUUAUUUUUAUAUCAUUAUAUAUUACUAGAACCUACUAACUUCUUAUCCUGGGAAAGAAAAAAAAAUCCCCGAAUCCGAUCGCGUCGCGUGAAAAACAAAAAAAAUUCAAACGUUUUAAAGAAUCAGAAGAGAAGAAGAGAUCGUUACGUAAUCACAAAGUAUUUUAUUUUAUAUAGAUUUUUGUUGCACGAUCACAAAGUGGCCGCUUAAUUCAGCAACUCUGAAUACAGCGAAAGUGAAAGAAAGCUCUUAUUAGAAUUUCAUUAAGAUGCAUAGAUCAUCUGUAGCUAUAUACAGUAUAUAUCUAUAUCUAUAUAUUUUUUAAAAAGCUUGUAUAUAAUGUACAGUUGUAUAUACUAUAUAUCACCGGCUGUACGGAUGCCACAAGAUGUGACAAAGAAUCACUUCAGGAAAAUGAAUGAAUGAGUGAUGGAGUGAACGGAAGGAGUGAAGAGACCCGAGAGGAAGUCACUUCCCUCAGCAUCAUCCUCACAGUCCUGCACUUUUAUAUCUUCCCUAACAAUCUUAAAGCUGGUGACAUUUGACAUGGUUUUGUCUUUUUUUUUUUUUUUUUUUUCUAGUCAACUGACCUUCAGAAAGAAAGUAUGACUUUGUUAUCGCUGCCUCGUAUAAACGAGACCUUGAAAUGUCACGAGGUAAUCGCAUCCUCGGCAGCGACGGAGAGGUCAGACACGUAGUCUGCCGUGACGUCCGCUUUUCUGAGGCGCUAAAUGCAACCCGGGGUAAAGAAAAUGUAGAAAUAAACGAGGUUGGUUUCUUUAUACCGUGUGUGUGUGUGUGUGUACUGUACGUAUGCGAACGACUCUUAGGUGGAACUCUUUUUGACUCGCACCCGUUCGAGGGAAACUUUUCCGAGGCACGUUUCAGUUUCCUGCACUUCUGUACUGGGAUGCUUUAUUCCUGAUCGUGUGAUAAAGACAGGGAUAAAAUAAAUCCAGUCCAGGUUUUACCACUUCAUGAAUCUUCUGGCUUUAACCCUUGUAUGGUGUUCGGGUCUGUGGGACCCAUAUUCAUAAACAUUAAUAUUUUUGAAAAACUUUGCUUCCUUGUAAAUUUGUUGAUUUUUUUUCCACUCAUAACUUGAUUAAAUUAGAUUUUUUUUAUUACAUUUUAUUAAAAAAACAAACAAAAAAACGAGUAGCACUUUAAUUAGCAAAUAUUAACCACAUAUCGUCGCUGUCGGGCGGAAACCUCGUAUGUCCAAAUUUGGUCAAUUUCAUAUUUUUUCACAUAUCGAUGCUAUUGGUCAGUCCCCACGUGGGUCUGUUAUUUUUACAAGUUAUUAACCAAUCUAAGGUCUUGAAAAUAUCUUGAGCACAAAUCUCAUAACUCCAUUGGACACUUCAACUGUCCACCUCUUCCUCACUCCGCGGGAGAGCUUCACGUCAUAUUUCUCCUUAAUAAGAGUCACAACGAAUCAACACGUCUUCUGAGGUAAAUGUCUUCAAAACACUGGGCUCAAAGAAAAAAAAAUCUUGACCCCCGCUAGUUCUGGUGCUCGUCUGAGGACAGGAAAUUAGGGCAAGACAAUCCACUGUAACGCGGACUAAACCCUGUGUACUGCAGAUAAGGUACAGCGUUUUUUUAAUUUCCUGAAAAAUAACGGUUUUGGAGAUACGAGGAUUCCGUCUGACAGCGACGAUAUGCUGUUUAUAUUCCUUGUCAUUGGGAUGAAGUAUUUUAUUGAAGUAUUGUAGAGUAUUUUUGAUUGUGUUGAAUUAAGAACCCAAAAAUCCAGACCCACUGGCUGAGUAACAAAAAUACGAACACUAUACGAGGGUUAAGCGUAAUCUAUAGGACAAAAAUAAUAUGCAAAUUAUAAGCACUGGAUCAAGUGCUAUUUUAUAAGCUGCUGAAUAAGGAAGCCGGAUGACAUUUGGAUCGUUACACGCAGUAUACAGUGUUCAGUGUGCAGGAGAUCUCGUAUCAUCUGAUCAGGAAACCCACUUAAAGUCCACUUAAAUCCUGAAGUCUUAAUUAACACGGCAUGAACUCUGAAUAUGCAGUUUCAAGUAAAAGUCAUAACUUAAGUCUCAGGUUGUAUUUGUCACUCGGUUGUGUUGAAAGCGGUUUUUUUUCCUUUCUUUCUUUCUUCUGGAUGCCAUCACUUUCAUACUAAAAGAAAAAAAAAUCCAAAAUGAAGAUCUAUGAAGUCUUUGUCAGUGUGAUUUAACCCAGUGAGCUAAUUCACAAAAGUCCUGAGCACUUUACAGCAGCAGUUUGUACAGCAGAGAGAGAGAGAGAGACACUCCAGCUGUCUUGGACCAAUCUGCAAACUUAAUACAGUAAUUGUUUUUGUCUUGUUUUUUUUUUUCUCCCCCUUACAUUAGUUUAUGCCAAAGCUGUCAUUCUGGAUCCUUCAGACUGUUGCGCUAAAAGGGAAGGCGGUUAAUCACGUUACAUAUCUGUUGAAUGAUGACAUUAAACCACAUUUGCUUCACUUUAAA
Molecule: messenger RNA, 5586 nt
Organism: Tachysurus vachellii
Lineage: Eukaryota; Metazoa; Chordata; Actinopteri; Siluriformes; Bagridae
Gene: spryd3
Product: SPRY domain containing 3
Exons: 11
Coding region: 141-1382 (413 amino acids)
Molecular function (GO): protein binding
Source: RefSeq, a predicted model, not a curated record